Messenger RNA from Medicago truncatula (barrel medic), 2005 nucleotides. RefSeq lists its product as uncharacterized. The coding region runs from base 85 to 1065 and encodes 326 amino acids. The transcript has a single exon. The record is from RefSeq and is a predicted model, not a curated record. Lineage: Eukaryota; Viridiplantae; Streptophyta; Magnoliopsida; Fabales; Fabaceae.
AUUAAUCAAGAGUUAAAGAACCACAAAACCUAAUUUUUCUUCUAAAUAAACAAAUAGACCACUUAGACCACUUAGAAUAAUAAAAUGACCUUCAUGUCAUCCACCUUCCCUUCUUGUUUCCGUCCAUCAAAAACCACCAACCACCACCACCCUCUGCCGUCUCAUCCCAAUCUCACAACCUACAUAUACCAAACAAACGCAGGCACAAUUUCCUUAACAUGGUCACGUUCCAUUUUAGGUCACACCCUUCAAAUUCAUCUUCAAAAUAACUCUUCCUAUUUCGAACUCAACAUAAAACCCUACCAUUUCUUCAACAAAAAUGGAUCCAAGAAACUCUCUCACAACACACUUCUCUUUUGGAACCUCUCUCAAGCUAGCUUUGGAUCCAAAUCACCAGAACCUGAACCUUGCUCCAAAUUCUAUAUAGCUUUAGUUGUUAAAAACGAAAUCGUUCUUUAUAUAAACAACAUGGAACAUGCACGUACUAAUAAGUUCUUGAGAGCACGUGAUGAAACAAAGAUUCCUCAAAUUCUUGUUCUAAAAAAGGAACAUGUGGACAUGGAGGUAAAUAGAAAUGGAUCAUCCUCGUACGCUACAAAAACGAGGUUUGGUGGGAAAGUUAGAGAGGUUGAGAUAGAGAUAGGUAGUGAUUGUGAUGAUGACAAUAAAGGAAACAAUACGAGGUUGUUGUUUAGUGUGGAUGGGGAAAGGGUUUUGGAGGUGAGGAAAUUGAAGUGGAAAUUUAGAGGGAAUGAGAGAGUGGAAAUUGAUGGGGUUUCUGUUUUGAUUUGUUGGGAUGUGCAUGAUUGGCUUUUUGAAAACGGUGGUAGUGAUGGUGAUGGACAUGCGGUUUUCAUGUUCAAGUUUGAGGAAAACGAGGUAGGAGGUUGUUGUGGGGAAAGGAGUGAGUUUGGUUCUUGUAAGAGUUGGUCGUCUUCGUCUCUUUCAAUGUCAUCUAAUUCUGUUGGUGGAAGUUGCUCAGUUACGGAAUGGUCUAGUUUUGAGGAGAGUGAGUUUUUGGUUCCUCUUGGGUUCUCUUUGUUUGUUUAUGCUUGGAGAAGGUAAAUGGGUUUGAUUUGGCUAGUUACUAUCAUUAUUUCUUAAAUUGUGGUUGUGGUUAGGUUGCAAUGAAGUAAAAUAUGGUUCAUGCGAUUGAAAUUGUGUUUGGAGACCUCAAAAUUUUUAAUAUUGCAUCCACAAUUUAAAACCAUAGAUGUUUUGUAAGAUGGAGAUCCAGGAUGUUUUAUUGUGCCUAGAGCAUUCUGAUGAUCAAGGUAGUUCGUGACCGAGAGUGAGAAUCUUUUUGUCAUAGAAGAAUUGUGUGCCUUAACCCGUCCAAGAGUAAGACCACCAAAACCUUCGCUUUAAGGCUAACAAUAAAAAAAUAAUUUUAAUUAGAUUUUACAAGCAAAAAUUUCUCAUAUUCUAGCAAAAAAGGUCUCAUAUAUUGAACCUUUUUUUAGGCCUCACAAACUAUUUAAAACCAUUGGAUUGGUCAUGUGUACCUUUACCCUGCAUAAGCGCCAUUUUUAGUGACGACUUCUCGGGUUACCUCGUGAAAACCCGUUGAAUCCUUGAGCUAAAACCAACGUGAUUCACGGAUUGACAUUGAUGAGAUCACAAAAUUUACUAUAAUGUGUCGUCGGUGCAGGUUUAAACCGGUGUUCAUCUGAUUUGAUCCAUUGAAGGAUUGACUUGGGUCUUUUCUGUAACAUUGUAUUCUUUUAAUUACAAAGAGUGAGGAUCUUGAAAUUAGGACUCAGGAUGUAGAUUUUUUUUGUUACCAACACAUUUUUUGUUUGGUGAAUAAGUAGAAAGAAAAUGUUAGAAUCUAUUGGUAGAUUUGUACAUUUUUAGUCAUAGAUUUGCUUAAAAAAUAGUCUAUGUAUUCGUUGAAAAGGAGGGUAGUUUUGGCUUUGGUGGUUUAUUGUGGAACUUACUUGCAUUUGUAAUGUAAAAUUGUGUAAUCAGUUUUUGCAGUUAUUGUGUGGUGGUCCGGUGGGCA